AUGGCCACUAUACGCAUUCUAGACAGCGACCGUGUGGUGGGGGUCAGCCUAGCCCUCGCCUCACAGAGGCCUGUGUUUUUCUUCAUGGCAAACCUACCGAGUUCAAACUAUCCCACAAACUUCUAUGCGGAAUACGUAGAUUAUCUAUUCGAACUAUGCGAAUUCUACAGUCCCACCGGGGAAAUAGUGAUAAUGGGGGACCUAAACGCUCAGAUUAGUGGUGAAAGAACCCCCAGUGUGGCAUCCUGCCAAAGAACCAGAGCUCUUCAAUCCCUGUUGGACAGAUUGAUCCUCCUUUCCAUUCCUGUUAGCAACUUGUGUUCAGGACCUGCCUACACGUUUGAUCCAUUCGAGGGUUCUGACAAAACCCUGAUCGACCACAUUUGUGUUUCGCCAGUGAUGCUCGAAAAUGCACAGUGUAGCAAAGUAAUUGACGAGGAACUUUUGAAUACGUCGGAUCAUUUGCCCGUGUUUACAAUCUUAAAACUCUUCAGCAACGCAUCAUACACACUGUGCUCGAAUCCUGUCCGAGAUUCGCGAAAAACUCUUCAAUGGAGACGUUGUCUUCAGGGCGAGUUCGAUAAAAUAGUAAGCUAUUGCCAAGUACUCGGACAGGAACUUUCAGUCAUCCAAGUAAAUGGAGAUCCCACCUCAAAAGAGGUUGACUCCCUCUAUUGCAAUAUAACUCGCGCUAUGAGCAAUGCCGCCGAAAUGACCAUUCCACAAAGGAAAUCCCGCAAGCGAUGCCGUCCUCAUUGGGAUAACUGUCUUAAAUCUCUCCACAAAAACAUGCGUCUUGCUAGACACGAGUGGCUAAAAGCCGGUAAGUCGGGUGACCCGAACUCUACCGAACGUCUUCAGUACAAGCGGCACAAACGCAUAUUUCGAGUAGAACUUAGAAAACUCGAUGCUUAUCUUGAGAAUGAAUUUUACAACAGUUUAAGCUCUGCUGCGGAAAUUGACCAAGGCUUAUUCUGGAAAUUGCUGAAAAGACAUCGACGCCAGCCUCCAUCAGCUCCUCCACCAAUGCGCUUUGGUGGCACAACUUACUACAGUUCUGCUGACAUCAGCAGAAAGUGGGCCGAGUAUUUCGAAAACGUAUUCACACCAGAUACGACCGGUAAAUACGAUGAAACAUUCAAAAAACAUAUCGAGCAUACUUUAGAAACGAUUGAAAAGGACUCUGCCGACAGCGCCGUGCAUAUCCCCGCUCUUGACCAACCUUUUACGGUUGAUGAGAUCAAGGCUGAGAUAAGAACGCUAAAACAUGACAAAGCGUGUGGAAUUGACGGCAUCUCAAAUGAACAGAUAAAAUACGGAGGCCAUGCAUUGCAUACACUUCUUGCGUCCUUGUUUAAUUCAAUUCUUAAAACGCCUCACGUUCCAAAACCCGCCAAACAAGGAGUCAUUCAUACCCUAUAUAAAGGCAAAGGAAAAGACAAAAAUGCCCCGCAAGGUUACCGCCCAAUUACCUUGCUGUCGUCAGUAUAG
Lineus longissimus is the source of this 1491-nucleotide messenger RNA. RefSeq lists its product as uncharacterized. The record is from RefSeq and is a predicted model, not a curated record. Gene Ontology annotation, biological process: larval heart development; cell adhesion involved in heart morphogenesis. Gene Ontology annotation, cellular component: extracellular matrix. NCBI's taxonomy places the organism in Eukaryota, Metazoa, Nemertea, Pilidiophora, Heteronemertea, Lineidae. Bases 1 to 1491 code for a protein of 496 amino acids. The transcript has a single exon.